This is a messenger RNA of Syngnathus typhle (broad-nosed pipefish), 4181 nucleotides long. It is a transcript of the gene ccdc92ba, whose product is annotated as coiled-coil domain containing 92Ba. The transcript is spliced from 5 exons. NCBI's taxonomy places the organism in Eukaryota, Metazoa, Chordata, Actinopteri, Syngnathiformes, Syngnathidae. Bases 555 to 1445 code for a protein of 296 amino acids. The record is from RefSeq and is a predicted model, not a curated record.
UCCAUCCCCAGCAGUUUGACGCCUCACACCGGGGGCGUCAGAAAGAUGUUGCGCAUGUUAACGCUGGGUGCCACGGUGCUCGAUAGAAACGAAGCAGUCGCCGUGUUGGAGGGGGAGCCAUGUUCGUUUAUUAUGUACAGCCGCGUUUGAGCACUGUCGACACUUUGAGACUGCUUCAUGUUCACUGGAACCGCAUGAAGAAUGCAGCUUGAAAAAUCGACGCUGGAGAACAGCAUAUUUAUAUGCCUUGGCGGUCGAUUGUCUUGAAUACUUUACAUUAAAGGGCAGAACCUCAAUAAGAACUUCUUUGGUGAUGACGUCUUUGAAAGCCGUUCUGGAGCUCCACAGGGUUGCACAUCCAUAAAAUGUGCGUCCCAGAAUUGCAAAGGAGUGGAAAACCGCAGGAUUUCGGAAAUAUUCCAAAUUGGAAACUUUCCAUGACAAUGAUGGAAAUUAAUGGGGAUUAACUUGAAAUUCUUCCAACUUCCAAACCUAGUCCCAUCUCAGUGACCCCCACCUUGGACCCUCACCUACCCACGAGUGGAAAGCCAGCCAUGGCUGAAGAUAGCAAAGUGGCCCGGCAGUUGGAGAGCGUGGAGAGGAGCGUGGUGUUCCUCAGACAGGAGCACCUCACUUUGCUCCACGGGCUUCACAUGGAGAUUCUUGCCCUGCAGAGACGAUGCACGGAGUUAACCAAUGAUCUGAAAGUGAAACCUCUGGGUCGAAGCCAAAUAGAAAUACAAGAGGAAGAGGAACUGUUGGAGAUUCGCUGCAGGGAUGUAGAAGACCGUGUGUGUGAGCAGGAAUGCACCAUAGGAGAAAUUCGUCAAGAGCUGAGUCACAAAGGCGCGUUGGUGGGAGCCCUUCGAGCUAAUCUGAAAGAAAAAGAGCGCCACUUCCUGGAGGAGCUCAAACGACGCAGCCACUGCUCCACCAUCUUGAACACGGAGCUGCAGAAACAGACAGAGGCGGCGGCGUACCUUUCCUUCCAGCUGCACGCUGCCAAGCAGAAGCUGCAUCACCAGCGACUGCAGCAGAGGCAUGCGCUCCUGACCAGAGCAUCCGGUCAGGGUACUCAGCACAGCACCGAACACAUCUCCCCCCAGCAAUUGCUCCCGGGAGCCUCCAACUCCUCUCCUGUGGUCAAACCCAAGCGCAAGAGCACAAGAGCUUCCUCACGAAUGGAGCGCGCCCGGGAAUGUGUGCCCAUGGAGAAAGUGACGGGCCCCGCGGAGCCCGCAGCCAUGCCGGACCCCGCCCUCUUUCUUCAUCCCUGGAGGCUCCAAGUGCGCUCCAAGCAAAUGCUAACACAGAGACCUCCUCUGCUUGGCGUGGAACUGGGGGAUGAGGAGGAAGUAGCUCAAAAAGGGGUAGUGGUGCCUGAAAAAGAUGUACUGCUGUCUGCAACCGCAGCGCCCCCUGCUGCUGAGGCACAGGCAGAUUAGCAAAGGACUGAUCUUUUUCGGUUCUGUCAACGCUUUUGUCAUUCUGCACCUUGACUAAAUUACACUGCAGACCAGUGGUGGGCAAACUAUGGCUUGGGGGCCACAUAUGGCCUGUCACGUUCUUCAGUCCAUUUACAUUGUAAAGACUCCUUGUCGUAUUGGAUAUCACAUUAAUGUCACAUAAUUAAAGAAUGGAUUGUAAGAUUUCUUGUAAAUAACAAAAUAUGUAACAUUAGUAACAUAUUUUUAUUAAUUUAUAAGAUGAUUUGAAUAUAUUCAUAGUUAAACAUUCAAAACAAAAUAUAUGAAAUAUGUAACAUUACUAACAUAUUUUUAAUAAUUGAUUAGAUGGUUUUAAUACAUUCUUAGUUAAACAGUCAAAACAAUCAUGCAUUUAUUAUAUCCAUUCAUCCUUUUAAUUUCUCAUUAUAAUUUCAAACCUUUCCUUUUUUUUUUUUUUUUUUUUUUUUACCUCAUCUCCAAAUGACCUGAGCCAUGUAUCUGUUCAAUAUCAACCGUGUCCCCAAAUGUUUGCCCACCUCUGCUGGAGACCAUUUUUAAUGUUAUGGACUACAACACAAAACUCAGUACGUGUCACUUUAAGUCAGUCUUUGAAUCGACUAGAAUGAUGUGUUUACAUGGGUGUCGCUUGUGUACUGUGGGGCCUUAAGAGCAACAGCCAUGUUGGGUGAACGACGAGCUUUUUUUUGUUUGGUUACGACCAACUGUGACCUUUCAAGGUGAACCAUAAAUCACCCCCCUCACUGUGUUUGUGUGACAUCAAGACGAGAGCCACAGCUGAAAAUGUCUGAGUGUUUGUGUCUGUGUGAGUCCAUCUAUAGAUGAUCGCAGAUCAACAGAAAUGUUGAACUUGUCUUAAUUUCAUACAACUAUAUCUGUAGUAAUUGUUCUGUAUUUAAAUUGGGAGAUAGUGGCUAAAUAUCUGUAAGGAAUCGUACUUACUAUUUAUACGGUCCUCACACAAAAAUACAUUCAGACCAAACGGUCCAUUCUUUAAUGACUCAAUUAAACUCACUGUAGACGGUUGUUACAUUUUGACAAGUGAAAAGUGUAAUUUGUCAGACAGGAAAUGUUUGAAUUAAGGAAUACACUGUGCAUUUUAAUCAAAAUUAUAUGAGACUGAAUUAGAAAUACGAAACGUUUUUUUUUUAACCGAUUCCUCUUAAAUGUGUUUUUUUAAACUGUGUGCUUGAUACAUGAAUUGCUUUGUAUAAACAGUUGCACAGUUGUUAUUCAACCCUGAAUCACUCAUCACAUUCUGUGUUUCAAACAAAAACACUAGAGGCAACUAAUCAGCUCGAGAAACGUCCUUUUAUUUACGACUCAGGAAAAACGGACCAAUAAGAACGUGACUGCUGGUUAAGUGAGGGCUUUUUUUAAGUUGGUGGUGUGGUUGUAACAUUUUCAAAGUGUAUAGUACUAACUCAUAAAUACUGUAGCAGUAUCAACAUGUGCAGGGAGAUUGUCAGUAAAGACACGAGCUUUGCACAGAAUAUUAUUAGUUAUGCAAGAAUAAGAAGAAAACCCCAUGUAUAAAUAUAUAUAAUAUGAGCGAGCUGAAUACAAUAAGCAAACUAUGAAUAUUUCUUCUGUCAGUAUUUUCUUUUUUUUCUCUUUUACAUCCAGAGCUCCAUUAUAAUGGCUGCCUUUUCAAACAGCAAACCAUGUGUUUUAUUUUCUAAGUUUAUAGUUUCACAUUUUUCCCUCUUUGUAAUUAAUGUGACUGGGUCCUCCUUUUAAAAACUAUUUUUUUGUGAUGAGAAGUGUGAUGCUUAACUCAUCAGACAUCAGAUAUAAAAUUUGAAUAUUUUCUUUUGUCUUCAGAAGAGCAAUGUAUUCCUAUAUUUAUAUAUAUAAUCUAUAGGUUGUGACAGCUGUUUUACAGACUAUGUAGUAUGUUCAUAUUUAAUUACUAUUGUCUCCAUUCGCUUAAUGCCUCAUUGUUUGACUUUUGUAAGAUUCUGUUGAUCUGAUAAACAGACUGACCAUGGGAGGACUGAUAAUGUGCUGGAUGAGUGGCGGCAAUAAACAUAUGGGCAUGGGUUUAUGCCACAUAUGACGGUCAGGAUAGAAUGCCAGCUAAAACCCUUUUCCCAAAUGGUAAGCCAUCAUAGCAAAACUGGGUGCACUAUUCUGGUUCAUUUGUCUUUCUUACAACUUGGUACAAUUUUGCUCUACAGGUUGAUAUUAAAUUAAGACUGUUAAACUCAGAGUAUCUAAAACAAAACAUCAGGUAGAUUAAGCUCUUUAUCCAUCUAGUUGGAGCUUGUUGUAGCACUUCAGUAGAGUAGGUCCUAUUCAGGAUUUAUACAUAUUCAGCUUUAACAUACUUGGUUUGCGUCUGUGCUUCAGAGUGAGUCACAGGAAUGAGCCAAAGCAAGCUUACCGAAGCGAGUGCCCUUAUAAUUAAUCGUUUUCAUUAUUCUUAUUUUAAAUCAUUUAUCCUCAAUUUGCUGCAAUAUAUCUUCACUUCCCCCAGCCAGAGAAAGUGUCUUCCAUCUUUUUAUUCAGUGUGGAGUUAUUAGAACAAUUUCAGGCAAUGCUUAGCGGCACCAUCCAGCUCCUGCCGGUGAUGCACUAUUUGACGUGUGCUCAAUACCAUCAACCACAAAGGAGGAGUUCCUCCCAAUGUUGUCCAUGUCCUAGGGUGAACUGACACCUGCAUCAGUCUUGUAGGAUGCACUGUAAAAAUAAAAUAAUAAAUAAAAAACGAGA